Molecule: messenger RNA, 9275 nt
Organism: Loxodonta africana (African savanna elephant)
Lineage: Eukaryota; Metazoa; Chordata; Mammalia; Proboscidea; Elephantidae
Gene: ASB13
Product: ankyrin repeat and SOCS box containing 13
Exons: 6
Coding region: 168-1004 (278 amino acids)
Biological process (GO): protein ubiquitination; positive regulation of protein catabolic process; intracellular signal transduction
Molecular function (GO): protein binding
Source: RefSeq, a predicted model, not a curated record
UGCGCACCGGCAGACCUCCGGCCAGGCGUCCAGCCUCGAGCGCGCUAUUGGUCCGCGGCGGCGCCGGGCAUCCGCCCAGCCGGGUCUGGCGCGAUCCCCGGCCCAAGUCCGGGGCACCAAGAGUCGCCGGGACGCGGAGCUGGAGUUCUUCCCUGCCAGCAAGCGGUAUGGAGCUGCGGCCCGCGGACGGCCCUUUCUUGGGCGAUGUGGGGUUCUGGGUGGAACGGACCCCUGUGCAUGAAGCAGCCCAGCGGGGUGAGACGCUACAGCUGCAGCAGCUGAUAGAGGGCGGCGCCUGUGUCAACCAGGUCACAGUGGACUCCAUCACGCCCCUGCACGCAGCCAGUCUGCAGGGCCAGGCGCAGUGCGUGCAGCUGCUACUUGCCGCCGGGGCCCGGGUGGAUGCCCGCAACAUCGACGGCAGCACCCCUCUCUGCGAUGCCUGUGCCUCGGGCAGCAUCGAGUGUGUGAAGCUGUUGCUCUCCUAUGGGGCAAAGGUCAACCCACCCCUGUACACAGCAUCCCCACUGCACGAGGCCUGCAUGAGUGGAAGUUCUGAAUGUGUGAGGCUUCUUAUUGAUGUUGGGGCCAACCUUGAAGCACAUGAUUGCCACUUUGGGACUCCUCUGCAUGUUGCCUGUGCAAGGGAGCAUCUGGACUGUGUUAAGGUGUUGCUCAACGCAGGGGCCAAUGUGAAUGCAGCAAAACUUCACGAGACAGCCCUUCAUCACGCAGCCAAGGUGAAGAACGUGGACCUCAUUGAGAUGCUCAUUGAAUUUGGAGGGAACAUCUACGCCAGAGACAACCGAGGGAAGAAGCCUUCUGACUACACAUGGAGCAGCAGCGCCCCAGCCAAGUGCUUUGAGUACUAUGAAAAGACACCUCUGACCCUGUCACAGCUUUGCAGAGUGAGCUUGAGGAAGGCCACUGGCGUCAGAGGACUAGAGAAAGUCGCUAAGUUAAAUAUCCCUCCCCGGCUCAUUGAUUACCUUUCCUACAACUGAGCUUCGAGUACAGGAGACCAGGAACAGACUGGUGAUUUACCCUGCACUGCUGCCCAGCUGUGCCCAGCGUGGGACAGAAGAGGAUUCUGACUUGUUUGUCUGAAAUGAUGUCAUAGAUACAGAGAGAACAAAGGUCCCUUGAGUCCGUUUUGGCCCUCCUGUUUUGUCUUUUCUCCAGAAUCCUGGAGGUAUUUCCAAGGCACUAAGAAAGGUCCUGCUUCCACUUCCGUUGUGGGUGUGACCCUGUGCUGGUUCUCCCCCGGAACUUGUGCUUUAACUCCAGCAUGGUCACAGUGACCCGUUUUCCUCUUUUUACCGACUUUCUUCAAGGGCUUUAGGACAAAGGUGGAUUGUUCUCUUUCCUCAAGGGCUUAGGACAAAGGUGGAUUGUUCUCGAAGCAAAGGGGAAGGCCAGGCAAGCCUGGGGAUUCAGGGUGCUGCUGUUGAUUUUCAUAGACCCAUCACUCAGGGAGCUUCUUACUGGUCUUAGUGGGGGAAAGGUCAGGCUUUUUGUUCCCCACAGGUAGCACAGUGUCUCUGAGGAAGUUUUCCUUCAGUUUGAAGUCUCAGCUCUUGUAAAAAGUUAUAUAGGAUAAAAAAAUUUUACAGUAUAUGUAGGAUGCACACUAAGGUAUUGUUAAAGAGUCUUUAAAACAAAAGAUAAUGUGAAGCCAUGUUAGCUUAUCUUCUCAUGGGUAGUUAUUAAGCCCUUUGCAAUGUAAAGAACUGUUAGGAAACUCUGUAAGGAUUAUUUCCCACCCAUUUCUAUGGUUGCCAAAUGAAUUCUUCUCCCACCCUAAAUUUUGUUAAUUUCUUGAAGCUCUAAAAGGUAGUAGAAGUCGCCAGAACGAAGUGGGUUCCAUCAACCAUUUAUUCAUCCAGUUUGCAGAUAUUUACGAAACAUCUGUUAUGCUUAAGGCAGUGCGUUCAGUGCUUGAACUAGAUAGGAGUCAAGACUCGUGAUCCAAGGCAGGAAAACAAAAUGUUUGUUUCACAAUUCGUUCCUAUAGUAAUAACGAUAACCCUGAUUCUGUAUCAUUAACCAUGAGGGGAAAUAGUAGGUAGUAUAUUCAGACUGCAUUUACCUACCUAAGGUUCUGUAUCUUUAUUUUAUUUUAAGUAGGAGUUAAGUUAGAGAAAUUUGCAUAAUUAGUUCAGGUAUAUUUGGUUUCUGAGGAAACCGAGAAGACACCACUUGCGUACACCAGUGCGAGUCAUGCCUGAAGCCAGCGUGCCCAGGAACGGGAACAGAAGGAUGGACAGAUACUCCCAGGAUCUGCUUGGGCCUCCCAGCCCCAGAGAGUGCGUGGAAUAGGUUUCGAUCAAGUUGGCCAAGCUGAUGCCAACUGCACUGCACCACCAGAGGCAUCUCUCUGCAGGAUUACAUGGGGUCACAGGUCUGGUGGGAAAUCUCAUGCUGGCUGCCAUGGGUAUUUUCCAUCUCCAGUGCUUCAGCCACUCGUACAGUGGUGCUUCAUCUUAUCCUGAGAAUUUGGGUACAGUCUUAAAUACACGUCCUGGGUAAAUGGAUGUUUCUGGAUGCAAUAGUAAAAACAGCUUUGGGUUCUACCCCUUUCAUCUUUGUAACAGAAACUUGCCUCUAGCAAUUAAAUCUGAUAACAUCUCUACACAAUAUAGCACCUAGCACAGAAUCAGGUCUCACCUUCUUGUUGCUCAGUAAUAGUUGUUGAAUAAAGUUCAUCCUGUGUUCAUGUGACCUGUUCUUGUUGGGAGCAGAAGCACUGGCAUGGGCUUCAUCCCGUGUGAGUGGAGAGGGGUGUUAGAAGGUCACCCCUGUCCAGGAAUCAUACCUACCUGCCUCUUCUCCUGGUGCUGAUUUCAGGGCAGCCCUCAUGUGGACUUUCAAGGGGGAAGAGACCCUGCCCAAACAGAUGACUGGAGUUCAGGCCUCCUCUACUCUGAGGUCAUGGUGUGACUAGAGACAAGUUUGUCCACUCUUCUGGGCCUUUAUUUUCCCAGCUGCAAAACGGAUAACAGGUCAGACUUUGGGCAUUAAAAGGAUUUGAUGAUCAUCCACGGAACCAAUCUCUUUGUUUUACAAGUAAGGAAAUGAGGUCCCACUGGCUUUAUAAGCUUUUUUGUGAGGCUGAAAUUAGGUGAUUGAAAGAUACUUUGAAAAGUCAAAAGUGCUGUGCACAUGUAAGUUGUACACUUAGGAUUGUACUAUGGUGUUGUUGAUGUUUAUAGAUUUUAUAGCUGUAUAAGCUAUUCUGGUCUGAGUUUGGGAUAGUACCACCUAUUUUAGGAAUAAUACAUACAGAAGACUUCUCAGUUUACAUUUUAAAACUUAAUGUACAGUUGACAAAUUUGAAGGCGACAUUUGCAACUGUAUAACAUUAUUGGUAAUCAAAGUAUAUAAAGAUCUCUUAUAAGUCAGUAAGCUAGAGCUUAACAACCCAAUAGAAAAAAACAGGUGAAGAAUAUGAACAGAAAAUAUAAAAAGAGGAAACCUUAAAUAUCCAAUAAUAACUGGAAAGGAUGCUCAGUAGUGAUCAGGGAAAUGCAAAUUAAUGAAUAUUUAAUUCAAUGAUGUGGCACCAUUAUUUACCAUCAUGUUGAAAAAUAAUGAGAGUUUCCUGAUGUUGAUGGACCAUAUGGGCAAAUGGGAACUCACAGACCACUUCUGAGGGAUAAAAAAUUAAUACAUCUACUUUGGAGAGCUAUUUUAUGAUAUCUAGUGCAAUUUGACAGCUUUGAAUUGAAUUGUGUUGGCGAAGAAUAUUGAAUAUGCCAUAGACUGCCAAAAGAAUGAACAAGUCAACCGGAAUGCUCCUUAGAAGCAAGGAUAGCAAGAUUACGUCUCAUAUAGUUUGGACGUGUUCUCAGGAGGGAUCAGUCCCUGGAGAAAGACAUCAUGCUUGGUAAAAUAGAGGGUCAGCAAAAAGAGGAAGACCCUCAUCUGGUGCAAUGAUGGGCUCAAGCACGGCAACAGUUGUGAGCAUGGCGCAGGACCGAGCAGUGCUUCAUUCUGUUGUGCAUAGGGUCACUAGGAGUCAGAACUGACUCGAUGGCACAUAACAGUACGGUUGAAGGAAACUGGUGGUGCAGUGGUUAAGCACUCAGCUGCCAGGCGAAAGGUCAGUGGUUCUAACUAAUUGCUCCGUGAGAGAAAGAUGUGGCAGGCUGCUUCCGUAAAUAUUUACAGGCUUGGAAACCCCAUGGGGCAGUUCUAUUACGUCCUAUAGGGUUAUUAUAAGUCAGAAUUGAUGGAAAUUUUUUUCUUUUUUGGUUAGUUGAAUGUGUGCAUACUCCCUGUCCUCAGUAAUUCUACUUUUAUAAAUACUGAGCCCUAGAGAAACCCUCAGACAACCCAAGGAGAUGUGUAUGAGGAUGUUAAGUACAGCAAUAUUUGCAAUAGCAAAAGGCCCUAUCAGGAUAAAUUACGGAAUGUUAUUCAUCUAAUUACCUAUACUAUAUAAAAGUUAAGAGGAAUUAGAGUUACAUGUGUUAACACAAAUAGAUGGUAGGUGAAAUGGAUAGUAGAUUUUGUUUUAACACAAAAAUGUAAUGGUAGGUGAAAAAAGCAAACCUUAUUUAUGUACAGUAUGAAUCCAUUUGUGUAAACUUAACUGCAGAACUAUAUAAGUAUGGAUACCUGUGUGUAUUAGUCAGAAACCGUGGUGAUGUAGUGGUUAAGUGCUACACUGUUAACCAAAAGGCUGGCAGUUUGAAUCUACCAGGUGCUCCUUGGAAACCCUAUGGGGCAGUUCUGCUCUGUCCUAUGGGGUUGCUAUGAACUGGGAUCGACUCAACAGCAACAGGUUUUUUUUUUUUUUAAUGCGUAUUGGGGUUUUUCAGAGAAACAGAACCAAAAGGAUACACACAGAUCAAUUUUAAGGAGCUGGCUCACACGAUUGCAGGGACUGGCAAGUCCAAUAUCUGUAGACCCGGCAGGCUGGAAAAUCCAGCUGCAUAUUUAUGUUACAGCCUUAAGGCUAAAUUCUCUCCAUUAGAAACCUCAGCUUUUGCUCUUGGGGCCUUCCACUGAUGGAUCAGGCUCACCCACAUUAUCAAGGGUAAUCUCCUUAAGAUCACAACAAAAUACCUUCACGGCAACCUCUGGAGUAGCAUUUGACCAAGUAACUGGGUGCUGUAGACUAGCCAAGCUGACACAAGAUUAAUCAUCCCGCUAUAUAUGUAAUGGAUGCUUAAAAUCACAGAAAUCACAUAGCAAUGUCAUGGCUGUGGUUACAUCUAGGGAGUGAGGAAUGGAAAUGUGACUUGGGGAUGGGGAACAAAGGGAACUUCGACUCUAUAAUAUUUCUUUAAAAAAGAUAUGAAGCAAAAACGAUAGAAUGCUACUAUUUGUUUUUGUUGGAUGGCAAAUUGAUGGUGGUGGUUUUAGAGUCGACUCCAACUCAUGGUAACCUUAUGUAUAGCAAAUCAGGCCUGGUCCUGUGCCACCUUCAUGAUCAUUGGUAUGUUCGAGUCUAUGGCAAAUAGGCAAGUAGGCACAUGGGUAUUACUUUCCAUAUGCUUCAGUAUUUUUUUUUCCCGUAAUAAACAUUUAAUGCACAAAGGACCAGGCAAGGGCAAAAAUAUCUAUUAAAAAAAAAAGGAAGAGUUAUUUAUGUGACUGUUACAAACUGUAUUCUGUUUAAAAAUAUAUGUAGCUGUGAGUGAUAUACUUGACCUGUCAGAUUUCUAUUGAUGAUAAGAUUGUGCUUUUGAUUAUAAGACCUUGUUUUCACAACAAGUGUUGACACUUUUUUUUUUUUUUUUAAUACUGCCCUUGAAAAGUCCUGGAAACCUGGUGGCAUAGUGCUUAAGAAUUGGGCUGCUAACCAAAAGGUCGGCAGUUCAGAUCCACCAGGCGCUUCUUGGAAACCCUGUGGGACAAUUCUGCUCUGUCCUACAGAGUCGCUAUGAGCCUGAAUCGACUCCACGGCAAUGGGUUUUGUUUUUUAAAAGCCCUAGAUUGUGCUGUUGGGCUCACCGAGCCUACCCUUUCUCAUCUGAAGGAGAAUGUCAGAUGGAAUCUCUUUAACCGGUCAGUGAGGGACACACUUCCCUGGAUGAUUUUGGAGCUUCUAGAUGUGGCUUUGGGCAAAGUCCUCAGCUUCAAACGGUACCUUGUGGAGAGCUCAAAGGCAAUUCCUCUGAGUUGGGGAACCAUUCCGCAGGAACCAGACACAGCUGUACAAAUGGUCCCCCCGGCCUGCGCUGGGCGAGCCUCAGGGCCACCCCGUUCCUGGGCGCCGCCUGCCCCCUGCAGAUGAAGGCGUGGGGCGACCUGGAGAAGAGGAAGUGGGCCUCACGGGAUCCCAGCUGCAGCUGUGCUCUCCUGCUUGGUCCAGCAAUUCCCUAUGGUCUCCGGGGAAGGAAGCAGAGUCUCGUUUCUUCCCUCCUUUGUUACUCACACUUGCACAGAAAUACCACAUAGGAAGUCCCAUGGGCACUUCUAGAUGAGUCUGCAGAGAGCUCUGAAGUUGUCUGGGACAAAAAGAGUAUUUGCUUGUUUGAUUUCCUCCACUGGGUUAUUUAGAACUAUUGUCAUUCUUUCCAGUGAGCAGCACCCUUUUAAGCAAUUGAGUUCCUGUAUUUGUGAAAAUUAGCAUGAAACUGGCUCCAAACACAAAGCUGCUCAACAGCCAGCUCAUACUGUGAGCAGCUGUGUGUGCCCUACAGCUGUCAGGCGGGAGCCUCCUAAAGGCUGAGGGCUGCUUUCCCUCCCUCAGGGCAGCACCGCAGCAUCAGCUUUUCUCCCUGUAACGGCCUAGAAAAUAUUUCCAAACCCUGGAAUCGUUGCUUUUUCUCAUUUCUCAACGUUGGUACCACAUGGUUCAUUGAUAGCUGGGCCCGAGUUGUUAAUAUUGGCUUGGAAGUCUUGUGAUCUUCAUUGGUUUGGAUGAGAAUGUGUCUUAAAUUGGUCCAAUCUAAACAGGGUGCCUCUAAAAACCCAGUGUCUCUAAACUGUGAAUAAAAGAGAAAACAUUCACGAAGGGUGUUUCUCUCUCCUACACACACACACACAUUUAUUUAUAUAAAAUUUCACUUUCCAGCAGAUGGUCUCUAGCAGAGGCAGGUUACUCAGUAAGCAGGGUAACCAUGGGCUUACUUACUAAUCCGUAGUGAACAGUUUCACAUGUUUUUCGCCACAUAAGCACAAGUAUGCCCUGCUUACCUUGCUCACUGGGACAUCUGUCCCCAUCUCUAUCAGGGAUUAUAAAUUUGAAAACAGGCUGCCAUUCUGUAGGAAGCUGCUAUGGGGCUGGGAGAGAGGCAUAUCUAGAAGCAGAAUCUUUGAUGUGGUGAAAAAAUGUGAAACUGUUCACUAUAAAUGAUCCAAGCAAGGUGAGCACCAUACUUGCCUUGCCUAUUGGAUAAUCUGUCCCUGAUUUCCAGGUGUGCGGUUUUGGUGAACCACAGACUUCAGAGCUAGGGGAGAAUUUGUCACUGAACUCUGAGCCAGGAUAUGCAUUCUGGGUGAUCAACAAAGAAAACUCCCACUGCUUCUUACAGUUAACCUGAAUUUGGAAGCUCCUUCUGCUGUGUUAAAAGGCAGAGGACUGAGAUGAGACCAGAAGCAGGGCACUCACUCCUCCCACCCAUCCACCCACCCUUCCUUCCUUCCUUCUUUCUUGCUUUUUAAACCGGUUAUUCUGUUUUAAGUUUUCCUUGCUGGGAACCAAGGAUACCAAAACAAAAAACUCAAAAAAUAAAACAAAUACCGUAAAAAGAAAUCUUGGACCAGAUCUACUGGACUGGUUGAGAAUGGAGGACUCCCUGAUACUAAUACCCUGAAAUACUCUUUAUACCCUAAACAGAAACUAACCCGAGAGUUCAUCUUACAGCUCAAUAACAAGUUGGCUCAAAAAAUAAUAUCACCCGUAAGCACUGUGCUCCUUUAAAAAAUUACCUAUAUGAGACCAAACGGUCAACAACUACUUUAAAACAAAAAAGAGAAUGUAAAGGGGCAGGGAGACUAGAUUAAUGAAAAUGGAACAACCAGAUGGUAAUGUUCAUGCAUUGCAAAGAAUGUAACCAAUGUCACUGAGCAAGUUGUGCAGAAAUUGUUGAAUGGCAACCUAAACUGCCGUGCAAGCCUUCUCAGACAACACAAUAAAAUAUAACUAAACAAAUCUUGGCUUUGAAGGAUUUCAGACUCUCUCCCUCAGGGAGCAGACACAGGAAAAAUACCACAUCUGGUAAAAUAGCAGAUUUGGGGCAUGAGCCCUAAACAGGAGAACAACUAACUCUGUAGGCAUGCUGGGGAAACGCCACAGAAGAGUAUAGGGGUAGAGAGAGAAGGGAGGAGAUAACCUUUGACCUUGUUUGGUCUUGAGCUAAUGAAGGCAAUAUCAUAACAUUAAGUAAAAACCACUUCAUUUUUAUAUUCAUGGUGCUUUGUAGUUUGCAAAGCUUUAAAAGGGCUCAAAUAUUGGCAGCACUUUUCUGGAGUGAAUGUAAAGAUACAAAAGACUCGAUGCAGUUCUCUAUCGCAGCAUGCCUUUUCUCUCAAGUAUAGAAACAAAAUGAUGAGGUUUAAUCCCAUGGAAUUUUACAUAUUUGUAAUAGGGCUUACUGUAAUCCCUUCUUAUGCUUAUGUUUCCAAAGACCUAAAAGAGACUUUUAUCAUAAAGGGCAAAACUGGGCCAUUCAGAGAGUGGGGAUUUUGCCUGUCAACCUGAAGGAAUCUAUGUGUUGCAGAAUAGGCAUACCAAACAAAAACCAAGCCCAUUACUGUCAAGUAGAUUCAGACUCAAGGUGACCCCACAUGUUACAGAGUAGGACUGCCUUACAGCGUUUUCUUGGCUAUAACCUUUAUGGAAACCCUGGUGGCGUAGUGGCUAAGUGCUACGGCUGCUAACAAAACGGUUGGCAGUUUGAAUCCGCCAGGCGCUCCUUGGAAACUCUAUGGGGCAGUUCUACUCUGUCCUAUAGGGUCCCUAUGAGUCAGAAUUGACUCGACGGCACUGGAUUCCGGGUAACCUUUAAGGAAGCAGAUAGUCACGCCUUUCUUCUGUGGUACUACCAGGUGAAUUCUAACCGCUAACCUUUAGGUUAGUAGUCAAGCGCAAACUGUUUGCCUCACCCAGGGAAGUUAGAAUAGGCGUAAACCAAAAGCAAACCUGUUGCCAUCAAGUCAAUUCUGCCUCAUAGUGACCCUAUAGGACAGAGUAGAACUGCCCCAUAGAAUUUCCAAUGAGCACCUGGUGGAUUCGAACUGCCAGCCUUUUGGUUAGCAGACGUAGCUCUUAACCAUUACGCCAACAGGCAUAGGUAACUUAAAAAAAAAAAAAAAAGAAA